AUGCCCAGAAAUACAGAUCCCGGCUCUAAAUCAGUGUACUAUCGUCGCUUUCAAGAUAAUGACCCUAACGAAGUUGAAUUGAGCGAGGACGCACGUGAAAAUGAUGCGACGUUUCGAUGGAGCGCCCUCCAUUUACACUUGCUCCACGGAUUGAAAUUUAUCACUUUAUUGCUCACAGUAGUGCCCGUGUGCAUAUUCUUCGACUCUAUGAAGAUUAUUGUUCAACGAAAACGUCGGUUUUGCCUUGACCAUUUGAAUAGAAUUUUUCUAAGACAGAGUUCUUGGAUUCUUGAUGAACGUAUUUGUCAAUACGUGCUGAAUCCCCUGUUUGUUUGUUUAUACCCGUCCACUUUUUCCAAUCCAACAUACGUCAGAUAUGAGGUCCCUAUAGAGGAUCAGGAAUCUCCGGAGAACAAUAUAUUCCAAAAUCGUGCCUUAAACGCACCGAAAGUGAUUAACGCGAAGUUUUACCACUACUUCACGCCCGAAGGUUUCGAUCCUAGCACGGACCCGGUCUUAGUAUUUUAUCAUGGGGGUGGGUAUGCACUUAAAUUAACUCCUACAUCAUUAUCGUUCCUGAACAAUAUGCGGAACGCUUUCCCCAAGAUGGCUAUUAUUGUACCAGAUUACACAGUCACUGCCACUGACGAACAGUCGAAAAAAUAUCCGCUACAGAUUUUGCAAAACGUGGCUGUUUUCGAUUACGUCAGCAACACCAUUGGUUGCAGGAACGUGAUGAUUAUGGGCGAUUCAGCUGGCGGUAAUGCGGUUUUGAACAUAGUUUUAUAUUUGAGCAAGUGUCACAGAGAUGUCUAUCCAAAAAAAGUCAUAGCUAUAAGUCCGUGGGCCAAUGCCACUUUCCUCCAUGAGGGAGAAAAAAAAUACAUGCAGCGGACUCAGCAAUGGGAUGGUCUAUGUUUAAAGAGCCAUUCCAUGUUCGGAAGAAUGUUUGUUGGGAGAAACCCAAACGUUGACUUUACCGGUGAUCCUUUUGUUAAUAUUGAAAGAAAUUUUGAAACAAAAGAAUGGCAAGAAAUUUUGAAAAAAUGCUCUGUGAUGAUCACGUAUGGCAGUGACGAGCUGCUGAGCCUUCAAAAUGAAAUUCUAGCAAAGAAAAUGAGUAAAGCUAGCGAAGGAUUCGACCAUUUCACGUCCAAAAACGUGCUGGUCGAACAUCAAGGUUAUCACACGGGUCCCAUCUUAAACUACUCCCGUGACAUGGACUGGUGGACACGCAUACCAUCUAUUGCUCGAAUUCUCGAGUUCAUGCAUUCCUAG
This is a messenger RNA of Saccharomyces kudriavzevii IFO 1802, 1278 nucleotides long. It is a transcript of the gene SAY1, whose product is annotated as steryl deacetylase. The transcript has a single exon. The coding region runs from base 1 to 1278 and encodes 425 amino acids. The record is from RefSeq and is a predicted model, not a curated record. Lineage: Eukaryota; Fungi; Ascomycota; Saccharomycetes; Saccharomycetales; Saccharomycetaceae.